AUGGGGAGCAUGCUACGGAGCGAUCUUAUGUCCUUCUGUGAGAUAUACCUUCAAUAUGGCAGUGCUUUUGAGGUGAUGACGCAGCUUGGAGAGAUGGGAUGCAUACAACUCUUAGAUAUGACUCCCAAUAUAAAACCUGGUGCUAGAAACUACACUACUGAAGUGUGCCGAUGCGCGGAAAUGGAACGAAUUCUAUUGUUCUUAGAAGAUGAAAUGAUGAAGGACAAUAUACCCAUAGUUGACACAGAGGCUAACCCGAAACCUCUGCAUUUAAAAGACAUGACAGAACUUGAGAACAUUUUAUCUAAAUGGGAAAACGACAUCAUCGGUAUGUCCGAAACUCAAUCAGUAUUGUUGCAAAACUACCUGGAGCUUACUGAAAUGAAAUACGUUAUAGAGCAAUUCGGAUGGAUAUUUGACGACGAGGUCAAUUCCAACGAGAAGUCAUCAAUAAGAAGCUCCAUCAAACGAGAUGCAGGAUUCACUGGUUAUCUUCAAAUUAUUACUGGGGUUGUUAGAAGAAACAAAAGUUUUGCUUUCGAGCAAAUUUUGUGGAGGAUUACUUUGGGCAACAUUUAUUAUAAACACACAACACAGGAUAUUUUGUCUCAGGAUCCUCAAACAGGGAAAGAGAUUCGGAAUGUGGGAUUCCUAGCGAUUUGUCAAGGCAAACAAUUGAGCGAGCGUAUUGAAAAGGUAUGCCGUGGAUUUGGUGCAAAUACUUACUCAUGUCCCGAGGAUUCCGCCGAGAGAAUGGACAUGAUUGACCAGCUGACGUCCAGAAUCAACGACAUGAAACAGGUUAUGAACAAAACACAGUUUCGCCGCUGCAAAGCCCUAAGGACCAUUGGGGAGAAAUGGGACACUUGGAUGGUGCGAAUAAAAAAAACGAAAGCGGUGUAUCACAAUAUGAAUCUGUUUAGUUUGGACAUAACUAAGGAGUGCCUCAUCGGACAGUGUUGGAUCCCUGAUAAUGAUUUGCCGCAUGUGUCGAAAAAAUUGAAGAAGAUUUCGGGGAAAGCUAGAACCAACGUGCCCUCCUUCAUAUCUAAGUCUGAAACAUUUAUUGAACCGCCAACUUUCCAUCGCACUAACAAGUUUACAAAGGGUUUUCAAGCUUUGAUAAAUGCUUAUGGCAUUUCCAAAUACCGAGAACUAAAUCCAGGUUUAUACACAAUCAUCACUUUUCCGUUUCUGUUUGCUAUAAUGUUUGGCGAUUUUUGCCAUGGUGUAAUACUUUUCUUAUUUUCAACUUGGAUGAUAAAGAUAGAAGAUAAGCAUGUAAAUCGCAAGUCAAGAAAUGAAAUCUGGAAUAUUUUCUUUGGUGGUCGAUAUGUCAUCCUCUUGAUGGGACAGUUUUCGAUGUUCACGGGAAUAAUCUACAACUCCUACUUUUGCAAGUCUUUAUAUGGCAUGACAUCAUAUUGGAAGAACCAUUACAACCAAUCGACGAUCGAAACCAACAUGUUUUUGACUCUGGAUCCGGCUGAGGACACCAAUCAUCCUUACGUAUUCGGCGUUGAUCCUACUUGGGCUCUAGCGAGCAACCAGAUAAUAUUUCUGAACUCAAUUAAAAUGAAAAUGUCCAUAAUCGUCGGUGUGAUACAAAUGAUUUUCGGCCUCCUUCUGAGCCUUGUGAACAACAUAUAUUUCAAGGAAUACUAUCUCAUUCCAUUACAAUUCUUGCCACGAAUGAUAUUUCUUGUUUUCCUGUUUCUCUGGCUAUCGGUACUUAUGGUCAUGAAAUGGUUUAUGUAUGGUCCGAAACAAGCAGACUAUAAAAGAAGUCCGCACUGUGCGCCGUUGAUACUGAUAUUCUUUAUUGACAUGCUGCUAUUAUCUACAACUAAGCCGGUGGAUGAUGGUUGCGAUGCGUACAUAUUCCCCAGUCAACCUCUGGUGCAAAAUAUUUUAUUGUUUGUAUCCCUCCUUUGCGUACCGAUAAUGCUAUUUGGACCACCGAUCUACUUAAGCAGAGUGUACAAAAAGAAAAGGGAAGAAGCUCUAGUUUUAGUCCAAGAAUUGCGUUCUAGAAAUGACAAAAUCGGUGAAGAUUACGCUAACGCUCGAGUUAAAAAGUAUUCGGCUAAUUUCGGUGGACUGCUGUUGAACGAAGCUAUACAUACUAUCGAGUUUGUACUGAGCACCAUAUCACAUACGGCGUCUUACCUUCGACUCUGGGCUCUUUCACUUGCACAUGAAAAACUAUCCGACAUGCUAUGGCACAUGGUGCUGGUGAAGCUGGCUUUGAGAGACACGUCUUUAUUUGGCAGCUUGAGAAUAGUCGUCAUAUUUGCCGUUUGGGCGGCAUUUUCAAUUUCCAUUUUGGUGGUUAUGGAAGGGCUAUCUGCUUUUUUACAUACGCUCCGUUUGCAUUGGGUCGAAUUCAUGAGUAAGUUUUAUUUAGGCGGUGGUUGGCUUUUCCGACCUUUUAACUUUGAAGAGUUAUUAUCACCCGAAAGAAGACACGACAAGCCAGAAGGCUAUUGUAAAAAGGCGCAGACGAAUAACAUGGCUGAGGAGGCCUAAAACCCAUU
Molecule: messenger RNA, 2537 nt
Organism: Aricia agestis (brown argus)
Lineage: Eukaryota; Metazoa; Arthropoda; Insecta; Lepidoptera; Lycaenidae
Product: V-type proton ATPase 116 kDa subunit a-like
Exons: 15
Coding region: 1-2529 (842 amino acids)
Biological process (GO): proton transmembrane transport; vacuolar acidification
Cellular component (GO): vacuolar proton-transporting V-type ATPase complex; plasma membrane; vacuolar proton-transporting V-type ATPase, V0 domain
Molecular function (GO): proton-transporting ATPase activity, rotational mechanism; ATPase binding
Source: RefSeq, a predicted model, not a curated record